This is a messenger RNA of Dictyostelium purpureum, 909 nucleotides long. RefSeq lists its product as uncharacterized. Gene Ontology annotation, molecular function: protein kinase activity; ATP binding. The transcript has a single exon. Bases 2 to 679 code for a protein of 225 amino acids. Lineage: Eukaryota; Evosea; Eumycetozoa; Dictyosteliales; Dictyosteliaceae. The record is from RefSeq and is a predicted model, not a curated record. Gene Ontology annotation, biological process: protein phosphorylation.
UAUGGAAUACUGUGAAAAGGGUAGUUUAUAUCAUUUACUUCGUAAAGAAAAAAUGACUUGGGAUAAAUUUUUCUCUUUUGCUCUUCAAAUGCUCAAAGGUAUUUCAGCUCUUCACAACUCCACUCCUCAAGUUUUACACAGAGAUGUAAAAACAUUAAACUUUUUAGUUAACAAAAACUAUGUUAUAAAAGUUGCAGAUUUUGGUCUCUCUAGAUUCAACACUAGAUCAAAUCAAGUUACAUUAAACAAAACAAGAGGAACAUCAGUUUAUUGCGCCCCAGAAGUAUUUGAAGGAAAAGAAUACUCACAAAAAUCCGAUCUUUAUUCGCUAGGUACUGUAUUUUGGGAAAUGGUUUAUACAGUUAUCAACCAACGUUAUCUUCACCCAUACGCCGAAUAUAAAAAACUUAAUGAAUUCCAAAUUAUGCUUUCAACUGCCAACAAUGAUUUAAGACCAACUCUUCCACCAACAACCCCAACUUCGAUAAGAGCUCUUAUUCAAUCUUGUUGGGAAAAAGAUCUUUCAAAAAGACCAAUUGCAAGCGAAGCUUUUGAUACUUUGGAAAUAAUCCAAAAAGAAUACCAAUCAAAUCAAGCUGCUUGGGAUGAAAUAAUUAAUCAUAGAGAUACUAACUCCACAAGUGAUCAAUCAUCUGAAUCAUCAUCAUUUUCAAACUAAUAGUUUUAUAAAAUCAAGUAACAAUAAUAAUAAUUAAUAAUAGUAAUAAUAAUUAAAAACAAUAAUAUGAUAACAAUAAAUAAUAAUAGUUUUUUUUUUUUUUGGUAAUAUUUAAAAAAAAUAUAAAUGUAAAACUCUUUUAAAAAAAUAAAUAAAUUUCUUUGUAUAUAAAACAAAUAAUUAAUUAAAAAUAAAAUUAAUUAUUUCCUAAUAAUUAUAAAAAUUUUAUU